AUGGGCGGCAAUACAAGUAAAGUCACCGCCCAGGACAAGGCAAUCCUAGACAUGAAGCUCCAACGCGACAAGCUCCACCAGUACCAGCGCCGCAUCACCGUCCUUACAGAUAAAGAGACGGCCAUCGCGAAGCAGAUGCUCGCAAAGGGCGACAAACCGCGCGCCUUACUCGCCCUCCGCCGCAAGAAAUACCAAGAGUCCCUCCUGCAAAAGACAGACGCCCAGCUCGAGCAGCUCGAGAAGCUCACAUCGUCGGUCGAGUUCGCCAUGAUCCAAAAGGACGUCGUGUUUGGGCUGCAGCAGGGUACCAAGGUGCUCAAGGAGAUACACUCCGAGAUGGGCGGCAUCGAGCACGUGGAGAAGCUCAUGGGUGAGACGGCUGAUGCUAUCGCUUACCAAAGGGAAGUCAGCGAGAUGCUCGGCGGCCGUAUAUCAGUCCAAGACGAAGAAGAAGUCGAAGACGAGCUCGCCGCCCUCGAGGCCAGCGUCGCCGCCGAAGACGCCAUCCGCAACCCGCCCAAGCCACACAAGCUCCCCAAGGUGCCCGACACGGAACUGCCGGUCCCGCAGGGCGCAGAGGAAGAGGAGCCCGAGGCGCAGCAGCCGAUCCGGACGAGGCAACCCAUGUUGGCUUCAUGA
Molecule: messenger RNA, 639 nt
Organism: Colletotrichum fioriniae
Lineage: Eukaryota; Fungi; Ascomycota; Sordariomycetes; Glomerellales; Glomerellaceae
Gene: VPS20
Product: Vacuolar protein sorting-associated protein 20
Biological process (GO): vesicle budding from membrane; late endosome to vacuole transport via multivesicular body sorting pathway
Cellular component (GO): ESCRT III complex; multivesicular body
Source: RefSeq, a predicted model, not a curated record